GAAUGCUAAUACAUAUUAGUAUUACUAGAUUUACAAUGAAUCUAACUUAUGUUUUGAUAUUCGUGUGUACAUUGAUUAUAGAAAUAGGUACGAACAUUUUGAAUAAGCAUAAGCCUAACCCUCGAAUGUUCCUUGAAGCCGUUGGCAAAAACUCUACAGGUUUUCAAAAUCCAGAAAAUAUUCUGUGCAGAGGCUGUGGAAGUAAAGCGUCUUCGGCUAAUUUCAUAAUAUCCAAAUUGAGCCCAUUUUCCCACUAUGCAUUCAAUGACACAUUGUUCAAUAGAGAAAAGGUUCUUGUACAAGUAGUGCCACAUGAUAUCAUUUUCCAAUUUCCUGUGAUAACUAUCACCCAGUCUACUUGCCAAGGUUUUGGGGAGUGGCAGGUUGAUAAUUCAUGGUUCCCUGGAUAUCGCUGGAAGCUGUGUAUUUGCCCUGAUUGUGGACAAUUUCUAGGCUGGAUAUUCGAGUCUAUUAAUCCUGGAAGUCCUAAAUCACUGGAUGAAGUUUUCUGUGUAGUUCUGACAACAGUGAUUGGAGAAACUUGUAAUUAUAAUUUGAAUCACAAGGGUUUUUGUGGGAACUUGUUUUGUUUCUUCAGAAUGAGAAGAGAAUGGUUAGCUAUUUGUGGAUUGUGGACCGCACUAUCAUUAUUUUUGCUUGUUAUCAGAUACAAUGAGGAAAACAUUUUGAUGUAUGCUUUAUGUGUUGUUGAUUACCAUAUUUCUUGUCCCCAUUUUGCAGUUGUAUGUCCCUUUGAUCAUGUUUUAUACAUGGAUAUAUAAGACUGGUAGGUUAACUACAUGUUUUGAGAACAAUAACGGAUUUUUUAAUGUCCUUUUGAUCUCAUUUGAUUCAUGCAGACUGGUAUUUUACCAUGAACUUGGAGAUUGUAGGGAACAAAUUGUGUUGUGUGUAGCUCUUUUUGAUGUAUGGAUCUAUAAUUCACUAAUUCCCGAUACCACUGGAGACUUUCAUAACAUUGUCAAACUAAAUGAAACAUUCUAUUGUUAAAUCCUUCAAACUCCAUUAAGCGUUAAAAGCAUUGCAGCAAAAUGGCAUUAUAUAUUCAACAGCUACUUCAUAAAUGUUACUUUCCUCUACAGGGUGCCAUGAGUUCUUGUUCUGCAAUAUUAUGUUUUAAAGUACAGUCUACCACUCUGUACUAUAUUUUCUUAACAAAAAGUGUAUUCAAACCAUUUUGAACAUCCUGCCUGGUUAGCUACUUUAUUAACCUCCAAAGUAUUUUGUAUUUGCUAGCUUGAACCAAUCAUCCUGACAUGUGCAUAACAUUCUUGGCGUGAUAAAUAAUGGCAUAAAAGUAAUAGUAGAUUGUUAGCCAAAGUAGUCUACUCGAAUUCCGAAUCCAAUGAAGUAUUACACGUAUUUUUUGGAGUAGUAUCUCUAUUUGUCACCACUAAAAGCAGGAGGCUCUUACAAAACAAGGUUAAAAUAAACUUGAGUAAUAUUUUUUAAUGGUACUUACAAUAAUAAAUCUAUGCUUUCAAUGGACCAAUUUACGUUAAAGGGUUGAUCGUUAUUUGCGCUGUUUCACUUAACUAUCUAUCAUUAACGGCCGGUUAGCAAUCGCCAAAUAAAUACCACAGUAAUCAUUGUACACAUUGAAAUCAAAACCUACAUAAGUAAUGCGAACACCGAUGUUUCGGUAUCUAUCAGUUUCAGUCUCUUGCUUAUUCGAGCGAUAGAUCGAAAAUGAAAGAUCGAAGUGUUCCGCGGUUAUACUAAUAAUAAGCGGCAUAUAUUACGGGCAACAAACAACCUUCAGUGUCAAAUAUAAGACCUACCGAAAAAAAACUAAAUUUCGAACGGCUGUAAUUCUUUUUCCAAGCAAGAUGACUAUGACUUUCUUACCGCGGUCAAAAGUCUUAAUAUUAUAAUAUAUAAGUAUUCCAAUAUUAAUAAUUCUGGUUUUACGCUGUGCGACGUUACACCGGUACAAUUGUAAAUAGAAAAGAUUACUAAAAUUUGGUCUUUUCCAAAUAGCAAGAAAAUUUGUAACAUCCUUUAUGCUUUCGAAACACUUAAAAUUACCUGGAAGUUUCGCACAUUUCAUAAUAGAUAACUAAUUUA
Messenger RNA from Cydia pomonella (codling moth), 2088 nucleotides. RefSeq lists its product as uncharacterized. The record is from RefSeq and is a predicted model, not a curated record. Bases 3 to 782 code for a protein of 259 amino acids. NCBI's taxonomy places the organism in Eukaryota, Metazoa, Arthropoda, Insecta, Lepidoptera, Tortricidae. The transcript is spliced from 3 exons.